GUAAGUGUGCGUGAGACUGAGGACAUUUUCUGGUCAUUUCCUUCUGAUCUGUUUUUUUUCCCACCUACCUUCGGUGAGAAGACAAGAUGCCCUUGGUCACGCGGCGGCUGAGAGACCCUGACGUAAAUCCUUGCUUGUUGGUAUGCUGCACAUUCCACAUUUUAAAUGAUUACUCUUUUACAUCUUUAAGGAAUCUGAUGCUUCUACCAGAUGUAUGGAUGAAAACAACUAUGACAGGGACAGGUGUUCCAAUUACUUCCUGAAGUACAAAAACUGCCGACGAUUCUGGGUAAGCCCAGCAUGUCAAGCUUUUUCUAAGACUCUGCUCUUAGGCUUGUGACUAAAGCUGAUAUCAAUCAAUAACCAAUCAAUCAAUAACAGUCUUCCCAGUGAUGGCUGUAGGGAAACUUAACGUUUGACCUUAUUUUCUGUGUGGUAUAUCAACUCUAUGGUGUCCUUGAGAGAGUGUUUCCUUCUAUUCCAACGUUUAAGACUCCCAUUUUAAUACAAGUAAGUCUUCCUGGAUAAAUAUAUUUAGUCAUAGCCUUUUUAUAAAUUUGGAUUUCCUGAAGAGGAAGAGAAAGUACAGUUUACCCUGAUGUCUUCCGUCUCAUUAGGCUUACGUUUCUGCCUGCUUUCUAACAGCCAAUCACAGUUGUUAAA
Molecule: messenger RNA, 663 nt
Organism: Acomys russatus (golden spiny mouse)
Lineage: Eukaryota; Metazoa; Chordata; Mammalia; Rodentia; Muridae
Gene: Chchd7
Product: coiled-coil-helix-coiled-coil-helix domain containing 7
Exons: 2
Coding region: 87-263 (58 amino acids)
Source: RefSeq, a predicted model, not a curated record